GCCGGGACUGGAGCCGGCUACGACCUUUCCGUAACCACCUUCUCCCCUGACGGCCGGGUCUUCCAGGUGGAGUAUGCCGGAAAAGCGGUCGAGAACAGUGGCACGACCCUAGCCAUUUGCUGCAAGGAUGGUGUGGUCUUCGCAGCAGAAAAGUUUCUGCUCUCCAAGAUGUUGGUACCUGGCACGGCCAAGCGGAUAUUUCCAGUUCACCGGCGAGCUGGGAUGUCCAUUGCUGGCAUGGUAGCGGAUGCCCGGCAGAUCGUCAGCCGGGCACGAUCGGAAGCAACGCAGUAUCACAACGCGUAUUGUGAGGAGGUGCCACCAGAGCUCCUUGCUGAACGCUUGGGCCUCUUCAUGCACGCCUACACCCUGUACUGGUCCGUGCGUCCAUUUGGCUGUGCAGUCCUACUCGGCUGUGUUGACGAGGAGUCAAAAAAGCCGGAUCUCUUCUGCAUCGAGCCCAACGGCAUGGUCUACAAGUACACUGCCACCGCCGAGGGCAAGGGCAAGCAGGCAGCUAAGACCGAGAUCGAGAAGGUCCUGGCGAACAACCCAAACCUGACCUGCGAGCAAGCCCUCGUCCAUGUCGCCAAGAUCAUUCACAAGGUGCAUGAUGAGAAGGACAAGGACUUCGAACUCGAGAUCUCUUGGAUUUGCCCAGCAUCUGGUUACCAGUUCUCUGCGGUGCCGGCAGAGCAGCGAAAAGCCGCGGAGGCUGAGGCCAAGCGCGUCCUUGAGGCAGAGCAAGAGGACGACUGA
Molecule: messenger RNA, 759 nt
Organism: Symbiodinium pilosum
Lineage: Eukaryota; Dinophyceae; Suessiales; Symbiodiniaceae
Source: the annotation of a GenBank genome assembly